This is a messenger RNA of Necator americanus (New World hookworm), 1020 nucleotides long. RefSeq lists its product as uncharacterized. The record is from RefSeq and is a predicted model, not a curated record. Gene Ontology annotation, molecular function: ATPase activator activity. The coding region runs from base 1 to 1020 and encodes 339 amino acids. The transcript has 11 exons. Gene Ontology annotation, cellular component: sodium:potassium-exchanging ATPase complex. Lineage: Eukaryota; Metazoa; Nematoda; Chromadorea; Rhabditida; Ancylostomatidae. Gene Ontology annotation, biological process: sodium ion export across plasma membrane; potassium ion import across plasma membrane; intracellular potassium ion homeostasis.
AUGCCGGUUCACAGCAAAAGCCAAACUGAAACGAGGGCACUUCUUGCCCCAUCAAGCACCACUACAGCCGAUCGACAAGGAUCAAUUUCUUCGACAGAAAAGAAAUCAUCAAAGGAAAAAGAAUCCUAUGAAGCGACUGAUGAAGUCUCAAUACAAGGACCAAAGAAAAGUGAUGGAUCCGAGUUUAGAAAGGGAUUCAAAGGAUGGAGUAUGUCGGUUUUUUAUUUAAGUACAGUCUGGUUCUUUGGAGCUGCAUUUUCCGUUUUGAUCAUGUAUCUGCUUCUAAUUCAACUCAAUGAAAGGCCUCAUUUUUUUGGAAGGGGCACUCAUAUUGGAGGAGUACCGCACAUACUCUUCGAACCAAAUCCUAAUCGCUUUGAUGUUAGCACUAGGAGUGUGGUUACAUUUCGUGCCACGGAACCAGCAUCAUACGAGAAUCUCAUGAUUCGAUACAAGUCAAUUCUAAAAGAUGAAUAUAACAUGACGAUUGGACCGAAAUGCAGCAGAAUACGCGGCGUUCUUGACGGAGCACCAACAAACAAAUCAGUUUGUCAAGUGGAAGCGGACAGUAAACAUGAAUUCGGAGAAUGCACAUUGACCUUAGACAACAUAAACAGAGGAAUGGGAUUCAGUCGAACAGAACCGUGUAUAAUGCUUCGUUUAACUAGGAUAAUUGGAUGGUAUCCUAAUGAUUUCAAGGAUUCGAAUGAACGUUCCUGUGAAGCUGGUCCUCAUUCUUAUUCUCCUCAUUCUAAUUGUUGCAAUAGGAGAAGAAUUACCUUCUCAUGUACAUCAAGUUCGGUGAAUAUAAAAAUGUUGCCCAGCGAUGGCAUCUCAACCUGUGCGUACCCAUUCUGGAACAAAGCAGGAUAUCAGCAACCAUUUGUUAUGCUGAAACUCUCUAAUCUAACAGAUGGGAAGAAUGAAAUCCGAUGUUCACCUGCACUGGAAUCCAUAAAGAAAUUGGACGAUGGCACAGAAAACACGGUUCGCAUAACACUCGAGUCGUUACCUGUUUAG